AAGAUUCCCGUAGUGUGGGAAUUUCCUAUAUUUAUUUAUCCGCCGUCCAUGCCUGUGAGUGGAAUCCGGAAGUGGACGAUGGCACGCAACCAGAAGCGUCAUUAUGCACACAUGCAACUGGACAUGCGGGAGGGACUCCCCUUAAUAGAGCUGCUAGGCAGAAAUUGAUUCAUAUUCCAAAUAAAGCAGGCAGCGAGUUACAAAGCAACACUUUGGAGUAUAAUGGCAUCUGGCGGCUUAACAUGUGUAAAAUACUUGACAUUCUUUUGCAAUCUUCUUUUUGCGCUCACUGGACUUCUUAUCUUUCUGGUGGGAGGCAUGGUCCAACUAAACUAUGCACACUAUUCGAACUUCGUUAGCGAUCACAUCUGGACCGCUCCUAUUAUACUAAUGAUUGUCGGUGCCGCUGUAGCGGUUAUUUGCUUCUUGGGAUGUUGUGGAGCUUUGAAAGAGAGCAGCUGUAUGAUACUGAGCUUUGCCCUUCUUGCCGUGGUGAUAUUUUUGUUCGAGAUCGGACUGGGCCUUGCUGGCUAUGUGAAGCAUACCGGUCUUCAUCAUAUUAUGGAGAGUCAGUUUAACUCGACCAUGCAGCACUAUAAGGAACGGGCUGACUAUCGCGAUGCUUGGACUUUGCUGCAAACCGAGCUAGAUUGUUGCGGCACCAAUGGACCAAACGACUGGGAAACCGUCUUUCCUAAUAGUACCCUGCCUGCGGCCUGCUGCUCUGAGAUUAAUUUAAGCGAGGCCAAGGAAUGUACAAAUGUUCACGCAACCCAGCGUGGCUGCUUGGGAAAGCUUUUAGAUAUAUUGGAUUCGAAGACUUUGUUAUUGGCCUCCGUUGUGUUGGGAGUAGCGGGUAUUCAGAUGCUCACUAUACUGUUCGCUUGCUGUCUCUAUCGUUCGUUUCGCAGGAGCUACGAUCAUGUUUAGAAUGCGAAGCGAGGAUCCCGUAUACCGCCUUUAAAAUUGAACAACAUUUUUUCUAGUUUGUAGUUUGGACCAUGCGUCACAUGCCCAUUGAAGGCUGAUUAGCUUAUUGAUAUCUAGGGCAUUUAUUGCGUUUUAUAUUAGUUCUUCAAUUUAUGCAUAUGUAAUAAUAUGGGCAAAUCCCAUCCCAUUUUCUUUGAAAAAACUAAACUUCUCUAUUUACGUUUGUCCUUUAAGUAUUUAAACUUCUCUUUUUUGGGUCCUCGAAACCAAUUUAAGCCAAAUUGGAAUUGUAGUAAAAAAUGUGGCUUCAGGAUCCAGAAAAUUAAAUUUGACUUACAGACCAAAAACAUUAUGGAAUAUACCGACUGAUCUGUAUAACUAUGCGUAUUGUCUGUUUUUCGGAAAUAUUGUUAUAUUUAAACACGGUUAUGCAAUUUGGUGAGAAAACAUCACCAAACGAAUGUCAACUGCAUUUCAAUUACUUAUUAUUUAUGUAACUAAUAAAACACAAUAUUUAUAUAUAUGGUAUUUAGGUUUUUAUGCAUUCAUUUUCUUCAUAUAAGUAGCAUUUCUUUCUUCAUAAAACAUUGUAUCACAGUACACUUAAAUAAAAGCAAACCACAAAAAAACACAUUUAAUAGAAAUGCCUAAACAUAUCGAAUUUACAAUUUUGAUAUCGAAUCACGUUGUGUUGAUUGCAUCACAAAACACUACAUACAUAGUUGUCUACAAGUCUACAUCCGAAUAAUAAUAUGAUAACUGUU
Molecule: messenger RNA, 1694 nt
Organism: Drosophila erecta
Lineage: Eukaryota; Metazoa; Arthropoda; Insecta; Diptera; Drosophilidae
Product: CD63 antigen
Exons: 4
Coding region: 223-930 (235 amino acids)
Cellular component (GO): membrane
Source: RefSeq, a predicted model, not a curated record